GGAGUGAGAGUUUGCGAGGGUCACAGAAAAUGCACUCUCACUCACUCCCUUCACGCCAAACGCCUCCCCGCCUCUUGGAUGCCAACCAUUUCGACGUGAUUUGUUCGCUGCUCCACCGUGGCCCGCGCCGACGUUUUCCCCCCCACCCCCUUUCUUUCCUUUCCACGGAUCCCCGCUUUCAUUCCGUGUUUUAGUUGCGUUUAUUUGAGCUUCUCAGCUGCAGAAACGGCCCUAAAACGAGGAUAUUACCCUAGAGCUGGAGUGUUAUGGUUUGAAGGUACUGGAAUGUGCGGAACUGGAUUGUCGUGGAUCAGUGUGCAUUGCCAUGAUUUGUUCGGGUUCUCCAUGAGGGUUUGAGGUGGAACUAUCGUGGUCGAGGCCUGGCCUGUUGCGCCGGUGGUGCUUGUUUAGGCCCCGUCCGGCGUGCAGGUGUUUUUUGUUCUAUUGUUUUUUUGGAUAUUUUCGUGUUGGGCGUUUCGGAGGUCAGAGUGUAGCGCGGCAGCAGUUCAAUGGGAGAUUGGGAUCAUUCGAAGCGGUAUUGAAUAGAGGUGAAGAGUAGUUGGAAACAAGUUCAGGAACGGGGCAUCGCUAGUUUGGCGUGGGGAGGAGUUUAAACAGUGGGUCUUGUCUAAGCAUUGUUGUAAUUCGUGGGCUUCGGCGAGGGCAUUGAAGAGCGCCAGCGGGCUCGAGAAGUUGAUGUAACAGUGACUCUUCUUGAAAUUUAUUACCUGGUUUUUUGGACUCUGCCACCAACCAGUCUCAGAAAAAAGACUUAGAGUUGCGGUAAAGCUGCAAGAUUGUUUAGCGCUUUCUGAAGCUCUACGAAGUGGCUUCUGCAUUGAGUGCGUAGUCUUGCACGCGUGAAGCAUAGUCUUGCACGCGUGAAGCAUAUCUAUUUCGGGCCCUGACUGCGCGGCACAGAGCAAGUUUUGAGACGCUGCUCAUUAUUCAAAGAGAUCUUUUCUUGUGUUUGACUCGCGGCAUCUCGACUAAAGUUUGCCCUUUCCGAAGACCAUCUGCACAGCCGACUCAGAAUUCUUUUAAGUAUGUUCAAUAUUCGAUUUCGGGGUGCAUCAAAGUUCGAAGAACUAGCUGUUUCGUGAAAAUCUGUGGCCUGAGAUAGCAGGAGAAUAAAAAAUAUCUGGCCCUGAAGUCGACGAUGGAGGCUCACUGCUUUGGUUGCAAAAGAGCAGUGGUUCGUGCGCAGGCCUUAUCUGGAUUUACCUUCGGAUGAAACCCUCGCAAUAGUAGAGCGAGGCUGUCCGGUUGGGAUAUAGCAUUUGGCGAAUCGCGAGAAGUUGUUUUCCUACCUUCGCCUUUAGGGCAUAUUUAGAAAGUAGCGUUGGAGCUUGGCCGUGAAGCUUUGGAGCGGCAAGGGCGAGUAAGCGAGGUUCAAGAUGUUUUACUCGCAGUUGAUAUUGGCGAAAAAGGGUCCGCUGGGGACCAUAUGGAUAGCUGCUCAUUUGGAGCGCAAGUUGCGGAAGAAUCAGGUCACGGAAACAAAUAUUAGCGUAUCCGUCGACUCCAUUUUGUUCCCGGAAGCUCCUAUUGCUCUGAGGUUGUCUGGGCACCUGCUGCUGGGUGUAGUUCGGAUUUACUCCCGAAAGGUGAACUACCUGUUCCAUGACUGCAGCGAAGCGCUAACGAAGAUCAAGCAGGCGUUUCAUGCGGGGGCCGUGGACCUUCCGCCGGAGUCGUCGACAGCUCCAUUUCAUGCGAUCACUCUGCCAGAAAAUUUUGAUCUUGACGAGUUCGAGCCUCUUGCGGAAAGGGAAAGUGUGCUUCUUGCCAGCGGGGCUACGGAUCAACAUGUCACUACCCGUGAACUCAUCACGCUGCAAGAUCAGAUGGAGGAAAACAUCUACUUCGGAUCGCAAUUCGAUCUUGAUGAGAGACUUCCUCAAGCCGAUUUGCCACGCAUUGGACUGGAUUUUGAAGAGGAGGAGAGGGAGAAGGAGGCUCGAGAACGUGAGCGGAGCCCAAGAUUGAGUUUAGAGGAGGAAGUGGCACCAGCAGUGGAGGAAUAUCGGAUCGACUUUGACCGGUUGGACCAGAUGGAGGCCAUGGAUAUGGAGCAGUUGCAGCCGAUGACCCCAGCUCACCCUUCCGUGGUAGGAGUGGAGGAAGAACUGGUGGAGCGCCCUGUGGAGCAGGCUGAAGAACUUGAACAACUAGCGCCUGUCACAGAAGUGCCAGAGCAGCUGGGUCCUGUGGACGUAGAGAUGGAACUUGAGGAAGAGCCGAGGGCGGUUGAAGCAGAGGUUCGCGUUGGAUCCGCUGCGGAGAUGGAGGAAGAAGUGAGCCGGCCAAUGGAGGUGGAAGGGCAAGGUGAGGCAGGGGAAGAAGUCGUGGAAGUCCCUGACGAGUUGGUUCCAGCCUUGGAAGGUGCCGCAGAGGAACUACCCAGGGUUGUCUCUCCACCUCGUUUGGGAUUGGAAGCGGAAGAGGUGCCGGAAGUGGAGACUCUCCGGUCUGCAGUGGAUGCGCCGACUGAGCAGGCCACUGACCUGUUCGCUUUCGAAAGGGAAACGGCGAGGUCGAGCAGGGACGUAUCAGCGAGGGACACCGUUGAACCGAUGGAGCAGCCGUUGGAGGUUGCUGAGAUUGCAGAGGAACUGCGAGAAGCCUCAGUAGAAGCGAUUCCAGGCCUGACAUCACCGAGGAGGAGGCCCAGUCUUGAUCUACCACGCGAUGACGAUGUGCUGGCAACAUUGUUAGGGGCCAGGGCUACACCAUCUUUGAGAGUCAUGGCUACUCCCAGUGAGGAGGCUCCUGCUCGGAGGGUGAGGCGAGGUCCGAAGGCUGUGGGCAAGAAGAGGAAGCUUGUGCUUGACGCGGCGACGGUUCUGCAUGGAGACGUGAUGAGGCAACAGUUGGCGAAUUCAAGUGACAUUCGGAGGGUGCGCAAGAUAGCUCCAUGCACUCGGAGUGAGCUGUGGAUCGUGCACAGACAGACAAUAGGACAACAAAUCUUUAGCGAGCCUUCCGUGCCUGGUGUGAGCAACGCGUUGCGGGUGCUUUAUGACCGUGUGUUAGUGACUGGUGCUGCGGACUUGCCAUCAGCUGGGCGUGAACGGGAAGUCACCCCUGAGGCAAACCGGGAGGAUGUUCCCGCUACCCCGGGCGCUGCAGCUCCAGUGGAGGAGCCCGACACUGCCGAAAGGAGUACAGCUGGGGAGCAACCAGAAGAUGAGCGAGCAGCGGGUGCUGAACCGGCCGGUGAGUUGGUCGAGGAGCCAGGUCUGGAGUUGGCUGUGGUGGAGCCAGUCAUGGAUGCAGUUGCUGAAUUUCCACCUGAAGCAGGUGAGGAUCUUACAGCCGCGGUGGAUACCCGUCUGGAAUCUGAAGUUCGACCAGAAGAAACUGCUGAGUUGGCGGAAGGUUCCGUUCCCACGGAGGAGGGCGUAGAGUUUCCAAUGCUGGAGACGGAGCCAGGCAUAGUCUCAGAACCUCCUGUGCCUGAAUCGGGUCCAACAGCAGAACCCAUUCUGUUGCUGGAGUCGGAGGCACAAGAGGAAGCAGAAGUUAAAGAAGAAGUUCUCGCGGAAGCGGCCUCAGAGGAAUUGGUUGCGAUGGAAGAAGACGUGGAGAUAGUAGGAGAGGCAGCUGCUGGCAUCGAAUCGGAGUUGUUGCACAAAGUUGCUGCAGAAGCAGAGGCCGUAGCAGAGGCAGUUGCGGGAGGGGAGGCCGUAGUCGUGGAAGGAGUGGAUGGAAGAACUAUUAUCGUGCUGGAGGACGACGGGACAAUUAUUGACGAGGGCCCAUCUUCGUUGGUUGGAGUGAAGGAAGAAGUUGUUGGGGAGGAGAUUCAGGAAGAGGAACUUGGGUUUCUCGGGGAGCCAAGAGAAACAGUGUUCCUUCAAGACGUUGACGACGAUCUGCACGAGGAGGCUGAGAGUUAUGACGACAGUGUUCAAGAUGUAACAUUACAAGGGUUUGGUGGCUGGUCAGCUCGCACGAGGGCUGUAGGUGGAUACCUGCAAGGAGUCUUCGCCGGCUUGGCCGGUGGUGCAGAGAUUAGAGAAAAGGAGCAGUCUCCUAAAAUCGGGCUCGACUACACACUUCGGGGAAAGACGAGGAAAGAAGCGGCUCGGUUGUUUUUCGAGACCUUGGUAUUGAAGACGAAGGACUACGUGGAUGUUGAGCAACCGCAACCGUACGGGGAGAUCUACAUUUCAGCUCAGCCCAAGCUAAUGAAGGCCAGCUUUUAGGGUUCCUUGGCAAGGAGAAAUCUGUCUUUAGUUCUGUUAGCGGAAUUUACGUACAUUAGAUGGAGCCCCUUCAGUAGUUUGUGAAUAGAUGAGUCGUAGAGACCGGUCUUUUAGGGUGCCCACUGCGUCUCUUUUACGGGCCGCAAUAUUCCCGAGAUUGCAGCCCCCCGGUUUUCAUUGUAAUCUUUGUGGGUACUUUAUAAUUUAUCUCAAUUCUUGUAUGUCA
This is a messenger RNA of Physcomitrium patens, 4437 nucleotides long. Its product is annotated as sister chromatid cohesion 1 protein 4. Gene Ontology annotation, molecular function: chromatin binding; protein binding. The record is from RefSeq and is a predicted model, not a curated record. Gene Ontology annotation, biological process: sister chromatid cohesion; replication-born double-strand break repair via sister chromatid exchange. Gene Ontology annotation, cellular component: cohesin complex. Lineage: Eukaryota; Viridiplantae; Streptophyta; Bryopsida; Funariales; Funariaceae.